Molecule: messenger RNA, 1741 nt
Organism: Notolabrus celidotus (New Zealand spotty)
Lineage: Eukaryota; Metazoa; Chordata; Actinopteri; Labriformes; Labridae
Exons: 9
Coding region: 291-896 (201 amino acids)
Biological process (GO): positive regulation of DNA-templated transcription; regulation of transcription by RNA polymerase II
Cellular component (GO): SAGA complex; DUBm complex
Molecular function (GO): transcription coactivator activity
Source: RefSeq, a predicted model, not a curated record
CAGUUUGCACGGGAUGACCGUCACUCACAUAUGCUGGUCUGGAUCAGGUCUGGAUUAGCGAGGAAAGCCCCGGCAGUGCUGCUGCAAAGGAAGCGCUCGUUGGAAACUCGUGCGGCGAUCGAUUGUUACUGUCUGAUCUCUGUGAUGUAAAGAUGGAUGCCUGCCGAAAUAGGUUAUAAACGUGGGAAGGACCUCCCUGGCAGCUCACCGUGCAGUUCCCUGUUUUGGUCUAUGCUUGCUGCGCUACAGCAUGACCACAGCAGUGUCGGCUCAUCUGGUAGUUCUGGCAAAUGAAAAUGGAGGAGGUUUCAAUGUCCAGCCUGGACAACAGCAAGCUGGAGGGCCUAGCUCAGGACAUCCUGUCUGACCUGGUGGAGGAUGCAUGCCUGGGUCUUUGCUUCGAGGUCCACCGGGCCGUCAAGCAGGGCUAUUUCUUCCUGGAUGACACGGACCAAGAAAGCAUGAGGGACUUUGAAAUUGUGGACCAGCCAGGACUGGAUGUGUUUGGCCAGGUGUACAACCAAUGGAAAAACAAGGAGUGUGUAUGUCCCAACUGCAGCCGAAGCAUUGCUGCGUCACGCUUUGCCCCACACCUGGAGAAAUGUCUGGGCAUGGGACGCAACAGCAGCCGCAUAGCCAACCGCAGAAUAGUCACUGGAAACAACACCAACAACAAGUCAGAAAGUGACCAAGAGGAUAACGACGACGUCAAUGACAAUGACUGGUCCUAUGGGGCAGAAAAGAAAGCCAAGAAAAGGAAAUCGGAUAAGAAUCCAAACUCACCAAGAAGAUCCAAAUCGUUUAAACAUAAGAACAGCAUGAUGGGUCCUCGACGUCGCAUGGACAACCAGGAGAGCCCUCGCAUGCUGAUGAAAGACGAGGCAUUCCCUCAAUAGUACACUCAGCCACAAAACACAUUCUCUACCCAUCGUGUGUCCACGCAAACACACAGACACAAACACAAGGGAAGACCAAUAACACUUCUCUCAUGGUUCUUUAUGUUGUGAAAUCAAUGGACGUCAAUGUUAACGGUGACAUUUUUGGCGUUUGCUGCUCUGCAUAAGCAGUCUAGACCUCCCACUGUAUACUUGACAAAUUUUUUUUUCUUCCACAAAAUCAUCGUAACUACAUUUUUUAGUUUAUUUUGAUUGAGAUUUUUUUUUGCUGGAGUCCAAUGAAUAAUGAAUAUCACCAUUUAUGACACUGCACAGAGGUAGAUUCAGGUGUAAUUCAUUCAGGGGCUGAGCAGAGGCUGCUGUCUGAAGAGUGAAAGCGUGCAUAUACAGUAUGUUGUUUCUUUAAAGUACUGAAAGGAUUAGUCGGUAGGUGUGCUUUAAUUUCUCACCUUUUGAAAAAAAAUAACGUCAAAGACAAUCAUUACUAAUGGUUCGUCUUUGGUUUUACUUUCAACAUCAGGCUUACAGUUCCACAGAGUGAGAGAGAGUCAGCUCUCCCCAUCAUUCACUUGAUUUAAAAAAAACGUUCAGUAAAUGAACCUCUGACUCUACAUGCAGGUAUUUUCUGCAGAAAGCAGGUUUGUUUUGUUUCAUUACUUUUGGUGAAUAGAUCAGCUUGUUUUCUAGCGUUCAAAAAUGUCUUUGUAUCAUGUGUUUACAUUGUAAAGGGUUACAUAUAUCCUUGGUGUGAAGUGAUAGUGUAAAUAUUCCAAUAGUUGAAUUGCUGCUAUCAUGGCUCGGUUUGUUUCAUCUGUCUAGCAUAAUAAAUGAUUUGUUACCUGUCA